Molecule: messenger RNA, 3833 nt
Organism: Ochotona curzoniae (black-lipped pika)
Lineage: Eukaryota; Metazoa; Chordata; Mammalia; Lagomorpha; Ochotonidae
Gene: SART3
Product: spliceosome associated factor 3, U4/U6 recycling protein
Exons: 19
Coding region: 43-3006 (987 amino acids)
Biological process (GO): mRNA splicing, via spliceosome
Cellular component (GO): nucleoplasm; cytoplasm; ASAP complex
Molecular function (GO): protein binding; RNA binding
Source: RefSeq, a predicted model, not a curated record
CGGCGGCCGAAGGGAGACCCGGGAGUCCCCCUGAAGCGCAAGAUGGCGACGGCGGCUGCAACCUCGGCUUCGGAACCCGAGGCUGAGCCCGAGGCUGGGCCCAAGAUCGAGGGAGAGGAGGAAGACGGGGAAGAGGAGGAGGCGGCGGCCAAGGCGGCGAGGACGAGGAGGAAGGUGUUGUCGCGGGCCAUGGCCGCCGCGACGUGCAAGAGCAUCGGGCCAGAGUGGGAUCGGCAGGAGGAAGGCGUGAGCGAGAGUGAUGGGGACGACGAGUACGCCAUGGCUUCGUCGGCGGAGAGCUCCCCCGGGGAGUACGAGUGGGAGUGCGACGAAGAGGAGGAGAAGAACCAGCUGGAGAUCGAGCGGCUGGAGGAGCAGCUGUCAAUCAACGUCUACGACUAUAACUGCCACGUGGAUCUCAUCCGGCUGCUGCGGCUGGAGGGGGAGCUGAGCAGAGUGAGGACGGCCCGCCAGAAGAUGAGCGAGAUCUUCCCCCUGACUGAAGAGCUCUGGCUGGAGUGGCUGCAUGACGAGAUCAACAUGGCCCUGGACGGCCUGGACCGAGAGCAUGUGUACGACCUCUUCGAGAAGGCCGUGAAGGAUUACAUGUGUCCCAACAUUUGGCUAGAGUAUGGCCAGUACUCAGUUGGUGGCAUCGGUCAGAAAGGUGGCCUUGAGAAAGUGCGCUCCGUGUUUGAAAGGGCGCUCUCGUCCGUCGGCUUGCAUGUGACCAAAGGGCUCGCGGUGUGGGAAGCCUACCGGGAGUUUGAGAAUGCGAUCGUGGAAGCUGCCCGGCCCGUGACUGGCUUCCUUUCCCCUUCUGACCGGGAACAAACCUUUGAUUCACAGCUUGAAAAAGUCCACAGUCUCUUCCGGCGACAGCUGGCGAUCCCACUCUAUGACAUGGAGGCCACCUUUGCAGAGUAUGAGGAGUGGUCGGAAGACCCCAUCCCGGAGUCGGUGGUUCAGAGCUAUCGCAAAGCUCUGCAGCAGUUGGAGAAAUACAAGCCCUACGAGGAGGCGCUGCUGCAAGCAGAGGCGCCGAGACUGGCAGAAUAUCAAGCGUACAUCGACUUUGAGAUGAAAAUUGGUGAUCCUGCUCGGAUUCAGUUGAUCUUUGAGCGUGCCCUGGUUGAAAACUGCCUCGUCCCAGACUUAUGGAUCCGUUACAGUCAGUACCUAGACCGGCAACUGAAGGUGAAGGAUUUGGUUUUGUCUGUACAUAGCCGUGCUGUCAGAAACUGCCCUUGGACUGUUGCCCUGUGGACUCGGUACCUCUUGGCCAUGGAGAGACACGGAGUUGAUCAUCAAGUGAUUUCUGUGACCUUCGAGAAAGCUUUGAAUGCCGGCUUCAUCCAGGCCACUGAUUAUGUGGAGAUAUGGCAGGCCUACCUUGACUACCUGAGGCGGAGGGUUGAUUUCAAGCAAGACUCCAGUAAAGAGCUGGAAGAGCUGCGCUCCACCUUCUCCCGGGCCUUGGAGCAUCUGCAGCAGGAGGUGGAAGAGCGUUUCAAUGAAAGUGGAGAUCCAAGCUGCAUGAUUAUGCAGAACUGGGCCAGGAUUGAGGCUCGACUGUGCAAUAACAUGCAGAAAGCUCGGGAACUCUGGGAUAGCAUCAUGACCAAAGGAAAUGCCAAGUAUGCCAACAUGUGGCUUGAAUACUACAACCUAGAAAGGGCGCACGGGGACACCCAGCACUGCCGGAAGGCUCUGCACCGGGCCGUUCAGUGCACCAGCGACUACCCCGAGCACGUCUGUGACGUGCUGCUCACCAUGGAGAGAACAGAAGGUACUCUGGAAGACUGGGAUAUAGCUGUCCAGAAAACCGAGACCCGAUUGGCGCGUGUGAAUGAGCAGAGGAUGAAGGCUGCAGAGAAGGAAGCAGCCCUCGCCCAGCAGGAAGAGGAAAAGGCGGAACAGCGGAAGAAGGCCCGGGCUGAGAAGAAGGCGCUGAAGAAGAAGAAGAAGGCCAGAGGUGGCGACAAACGGCACGCCGAGGAGGAUGACGAGAAGGAGUGGGGUGAUGAGGACGAAGAGCAGCCUGCCAAGCGCAGGAAGGUGGAGAACAGCACCCCCUUGACCAGCGCCAUACAGGAUGGAGCCCAGGAAGCAGAGGCGGCUGGGACGCCUGUCGACGUUGACCCCCCUUCCAAGCAGAAGGAGAAGGCUGCCUCCCUGAAGAGGGACAUGCCCAAGGUGCUCCACGACAGCAGCAAGGACAGUGUCACCGUCUUUGUCAGCAACCUGCCCUACAGCCUGGGGGAGCCUGACGAGAAGCUCAGGCCACUUUUUGAGGCCUGCGGGGAGGUGGCUGAGAUCCGCCCCAUCUUCAGCAACCGCGGGGACUUCCGGGGCUACUGCUACGUGGAGUUCAAAGAAGAGAAAGCUGCCCUGCAGGCACUGGAGUUGGACCGGAAGAGUGUGGAAGGGAGGCCAAUGUUUGUUUCCCCCUGUGUGGAUAAGAGCAAAAACCCCAAUUUUAAGGUGUUCAGGUACAGCACCGCCCUGGAGAAACACAAGCUGUUCAUCUCGGGCCUGCCUUUCUCCUGCACUAAAGAGGAGCUGGAGGACAUCUGCAAGGCUCACGGCACUGUCAAGGACCUCAGGCUGGUCACCAACCGCGCUGGCAAACCCAAGGGCCUGGCCUAUGUGGAGUAUGAAAACGAAUCCCAGGCAUCGCAGGCUGUGAUGAAGAUGGACGGCAUGACCAUCAGAGAGAACGUCAUCAAAGUGGCGAUCAGCAACCCCCCUCAAAGGAAGGCUCCAGAGAAGCCGGAGGCCAGGAAAGCGCCGGGUGGCUCCCUGGUGCCGCGGCAGAUAUACGGAGCGCGGGGGAAGGGCAGGACCCAGCUCUCUCUGCUGCCCCGAGCCCUGCAACGCCCAAGUGCUGCUGCUUCUCAGGCCGAGAACGGCCCUGGCCCACGUCCAGCUGCUGCCACCUCCGAGGCCACAGAGGCACCCAAGAUGUCCAAUGCUGAUUUUGCCAAGUUGCUUCUCAGAAAGUGAAUGGGACACUGCAACGGACAGGAAAGCCCUUUUCACUGGCCAGGCAGACCGUCUGCCAUCCAGUGACACCCUGCGAGUGGAAGCGCCUGGCCCAGCGUCCACCCAGGACCACAGGGCCUCCUCUGGCUGGGGCCCAAGGGGAAGGUGUUGUGCUCCCUCACAUUGAGGGCGACAGCAGAAGCGUGGUCUCCGCAGCGUGACCUGGGACAUGGGUGUCUUCCAGGGCGAGGAGCAGGUGCACCCAGAGCAGCUCGGAGACCCACUUGUCGAAACGCUCUGGCCCUUUUUCUAAAGACACUUCUCUCAUACCCCGCACAGCGUAUGUGCCCGUCACUCUUUUAAUUUUUAAAAGGUGUAAUGGCAGAUGCUAGUAAUUCACCAGAACAGCCUAUUUUAGUAACGGGUGGGAGUAGGGGAGGUCACGUAAAACAUUAGAUGAAGCUUUGUUCAAGGGCGCUGUGCGUUUUUCUAUUAUGUCUUUGUAAAUGACACCUCAGCCUGUGGUUUUCUGUUUCCUAAAAGCAGAGUAUCACUGUGUGUGUUUCGUACAGGCGGCUGUGUGCCACCUGCUGCGUGUGCCACCCGCUGCAGGCACUUCCUUUGCCUGGUGAUUGGCUUUUUUUGUCUAAACUGAGUUUCAGCUCUUUGGUUUUGUUUAAACACCAUGUCAAGUGCAAACUUAAAUCCUCCCCAUUUAGCUUUGUUUAUUAAACCGAGGUUCUCAUAAAACUUGUCGCUGAGUGGUGCUCAGGUGGACGGUCAGCAGGGCUGUCGUUUGAACAAGGCGCACCAUGCCGUAGCUGUAAAUAGAACUUUUCUAAGUCACA